Molecule: messenger RNA, 1758 nt
Organism: Populus nigra (black poplar)
Lineage: Eukaryota; Viridiplantae; Streptophyta; Magnoliopsida; Malpighiales; Salicaceae
Product: WD repeat-containing protein LWD1-like
Exons: 4
Coding region: 319-1347 (342 amino acids)
Cellular component (GO): nucleus
Molecular function (GO): protein binding
Source: RefSeq, a predicted model, not a curated record
CUCAAGUCUGAACUUCCACCGUCCCUAGCAAGCUUCUGUGCAAAAUACACACAUCAACUCCACUUCUUCGAUCCUCCCCCCUCUUCUUGUGCACAAGCAGAUCCUCUUUGCUGAUCUUGAGUGCUAAAUAACUUUUCUGGAGUGCGGUGCAACACUGAUAAUAAAGAGAAGAAAGAAAAUUGAUCAAGUCGCAUACGUUUCGGAGGAAAUAAGUUUCCACUGAUUAUGUAAACAAUAUAUCAGAAACGAAAUAUUUAUUGAGAGAGAUUGGAUCGGAGAGGCUCGCUUUCGUAUUCUCAAUAAUAGAUCAAAGCAACCAUGCAAAGCUCUUCAGAGAAAAGACCAGGCAUCUACACUUACAUAGCUCAGUGGCCUAUAUAUUCACUAGCCUGGUCGGUUCGACAGGACAAAAAAUCACGUCUUGCCAUAGGAAGUUUCCUUGAAGACUAUAGCAACAAGGUGGAAAUUGUUCAAUUCAACCGCGACACUUCUGAUUUCACCACUAAUAGCCGCCUAAUCUUCGACCACCCUUAUUCACCUACAAACCUCAUGUUCUUCCCCUCCGAGGAUGCUGCAAAUCCCGAUAUCAUCGCCACCUCCGGAGACUACUUGCGCAUAUGGCAAAUUCAUGAUGACCGAAUCGAGUUGAAGUCUCUCCUUAAUGGCAAUAAGAGUAGUGAAUUCAGUUCUGCCAUAACUUCAUUUGACUGGGCUGAUUUCGAUGUUCAUCGUGUGGCCACUUCUAGUGUCGAUACCACUUGUGUGAUUUGGGACAUAGAGAAGGAAGUUAUAGACGCUCAAUUAGUUGCACAUGAUAAAGAAGUGUUUGAUAUUUCAUGGGGUGCAUUCAAUAUUUUCGCAUCAGUGUCGGGUGAUGGCUCGGUUAGAGUUUUCGAUCUAAGGAACAAAGACAGAUCAACAAUAAUUUAUGAAAAUACAAUGCAAGACUGUCCUUUGCUAAGGCUAGAGUGGAACAAAAGAGACCCGAGAUUUAUAGCCACAGUUGGCAUGGACAGUAAUAAGAUUGUUAUUCUGGACAUUCGCUUUCCUACAGCUCCUUUAAUGGAGCUAUGUAAGCAUAAGGCAAGUGUGAAUGCUAUAUCUUGGUCUCCAUGCACCGGAAGGCAGAUAUGCUCGGUAGGUGAUGAUUCAAGGGCUUUGCUAUGGGAAGUGGUUAGCAAGGCUGGAGUGCGACCAGAAUACAGCGGUGCUGGCGCUAAUAGCCAAGUGGAACCUGAAAUGUGGUAUGGAUCAAUGGCGGCGAUCAAUAAUGUGAGGUGGUCACCUGUGGAGUUGGAUUGGAUUGCUAUUGCUUUUUUUAGCAAGUUACAACUCCUGAAGGUCUAAGACAUUGCUGCGGCGGCAUCGAUCGUAGCUUAAAAUGCAAGUGAUGGAAUUUUAUUCAUUAGGGGUGGGGGGGGGGGGGACGAGCGAGGGCGUCCUUCUAUAUAUAUAAAGAGAGGGUAAUAUCUUAAAAAAAAAAAAAUGCCACCAUUUCUUUGUGAGAGUCUGCACCCAAACUUCAAUAUAGUUGAGUAGGUAAAUAAGAAAACAGUCACAUGCGGGGGUUAGAUCAUAUGAGGGUGGUUGCUCAUGAACGUGGUGGUAGGUGGAAAGGGAAAACACACAAACUGGAUAGGUCCCGCUGGUGACCCAUCACUGUACGAGCAUACGAGGUCGGAAAACUGCCUUUUCCAUCCUUGUACUUGUUAAAGUGUUGACUAUAAAUCUAGCAUUAUGUAUUGUCGCUUCAUUAAA